Molecule: messenger RNA, 2261 nt
Organism: Coturnix japonica (Japanese quail)
Lineage: Eukaryota; Metazoa; Chordata; Aves; Galliformes; Phasianidae
Gene: CZH9orf40
Product: chromosome Z C9orf40 homolog
Source: RefSeq, a predicted model, not a curated record
UGCCCUUGGUUAUGCAGGGCUCCGAGCUGCCCAUGCAGCGGGGCGGGGCCUCACGGCGGCGUGGUCUCGCCUUGUCCCGCCCCACGCGGGUGCUGGGGAAGCGGCGGCGCGCAUGCGCAUUCGGCGAGUGGUGGUGGUGGUGCGUUCGCCGCCGCGGUCGUUGCGUCGCGCGGAAUCUGCGCGCCCGGUUCCCCCCAUGGCCAAGCGGCGCGCGGAACCGCUGGUCUGUUACGCGCCCUUCAAGCGGCUCCUGCGGGAGCCGCCGCUCCGCAGCGCCCUGUCCGAGCGCCGCCCGCGGAACGAGGCAGCGGGCGCCGGCUCCGCCGCCAAGCGGAAGCUGGAGGAGGCCGAGGCGCCUCCGGGAAAGCGUCCCGGGCUGCGGGGCGGCAGUCCACGCGGCGAGCAGGGCGACGCGGCAGGCAGGCGACGGCGGCGGAGCGAGCCCGCGGCGUCACAGAACGAGCGGACGGCGGAAGGAAGCGACGGCAGGCGGGGCGAGGAACCGGCAGCCGCCCCGCAAGAAGAAUUCAAUCAGUAUAACUCAUUCUUUUAUUGGAGAGCACCACUGCCUACAAUUGAUUUAUCUGAUAUUCAGAGCCUGCAUGAAGAGACUACAUCUGCCAAUAAGACUCCUUCAAGGACUGAUACCAUGGAGACUGAGAUGGAGACCUGAUCAGUUGUUUCAUAGUUGUACAUCUACUCACAGGAAGCUCAUUUCUGUUCGGAUUCAGUUUUUCCUGUGUGGGAGAAAAAUCAACAUGCUUCAAUUUUCACGAAGAAACAGUGUUAUAUCAAUCUGAAAAGGCAAAUCAGAGCUGUCAGGUUGGUGGAAUCAUCACUAUUAGGUACUUUUAGCUAGCUGGAGAUGUGAACUUACUGAUUCUGUGUGAAGGAGGCUGUGAUUGUCUGGCAUGAAGGCCUGAAUUCAUGAAAGCAAGGUAGAAAAAAAUGACAGAAAAUUAGUUAACUUCUGGAUGUAGUUUAAGAAACAGUUGGAUAAGUUACACGUGGAAAACAAUUUAGGCUGUUCUGAACAAAACGUGUAACUAUUGUACCAGAAUAUGAAAUUCUUUAUCAUAAAGCACAGAAACUAGUAUUUUUUAGUGGGUUUGGUUUUUGUGGGUUUUUUUUUUCGGUGUAAUAGCUAAGCCAAAAGAAAAUGUAUGUCCACCAAAACCAGACAAAACAUUCCCUUUUCUAUGCAAACCAAAAAUGAGUGUUUUGGGGAUGGGAAGGGAAAAGGGGGGAUCUAUUUUAUAUGCUGCCGGUGUUCUAAAUGAUUACAGUCUUCUUGUGAUCAUGCAAAGCAGCUUGCUUUUAGAUUUUAUUUUUUUUUUUCAUCUGUUCUUAAGUUAAUGAUUUUCUUACUCUUUGUGAAAUUGAACUACUUGGUAAUGUGGAAAUAGCAGCUGUGUGUGGGGUCAUGAAAGGUUAAUACAGUAUGAAUUGUGUACCUAGUUGACUGAGGUUUAGUUUUUUUGCAGAUGAUGUGGAUGUUGAAAAGACUUUCUUUUACAGAAGUUCAGUUAUUUAGUGGGUUUUAUUGUCUUGUUUGCUGUGAAAUAUGAUUGUAAUGUGCUUUUUUGUAAUUUAUUUACAAGUUAAAAGUACAAUUAGAAAUAUGUGUCUUCAGUAAUAGGUUGAAAUUUUAAGUUGUAUUGGUGGCUUGUCAGGCUUGCGAAUGUGACUUGUUUUUAGGUGAGUUUGUCAUAUUUUUGCUGGAAUCAUCUUAAAAUAAGGAGAAUUCUUUUUACUAAUGUGUUUGUUAAUGGUCAAUAAAAUUUUACCUGUGCGCGUUUGAAAGCCUUGGGACUAUUACUGUUUGAAGCUCCUGACUUUUCUUACGAUUACUUCUGUAACUUGGUUGUUUUAUUUAUUAAGUGUCUUUAUUUAAAAAGAGGCAACUUGUCCACCUUCUUAGUGAACAUUUCAAGACUUUUUUUUCAGUGUUUGUACUGUAAAAUGUUUUUAUUGUCAGGGUCCCCUGGUGCCUGCAGAAGAUGCUUACUAAAUUGGGCGUUUCAUGGUGCUUGUUCAGAUGUGCUUCUAAUUGCUGUCACAUCAGCGAGAUACAUGUUUAAAACAAUAUUCAUAUUAAGCAUGCAUUUUAAUGUUACAUUAAGUCCAAAUCUAGUUCUCUUAGGAAAUGCUUUGAAAAUGUCUUUACCAACCUACUAGAUUUCUGUCAAGAAUACAACCAUUAUUGUUUACUAUAACCAAAGUAAAUUAGAAAGGAAAUAAAUUUGUGGAUUUUUUUGUUU